UCUGGCCAAGGAAGGGGAUUCCCAUGCAAGGGAAAUAGAAUGACGAAUUAUCUCUGGAUGACUGUAUCGAAUGCCAGCGCAAGCGCGAACUUGCGCUUCGAGGAAUGGAAACAUCUGGCAUGGGACUAGUGACUCGCGGGGCUCCCUGCUGGUCCGUAUUUAGAAAUUGUGUUGCAAAAAAACUCUUAUCAGGCCUGGUUGUUUUCUGUUCGAUAUUUGUGAACAAUUUUGAUAUCAACAGAGAAGAUAAAAGGAAUAUGCAUAAAAUGUCAUCACUUUGGAACUCUCGUUGUUAAGUGUGGCACAAACUGAUGGUGGCCCCGUAAGAUGGUGCUGAUUGAGAUGGCCGGGGCUGAGGACACCAUCUACUUGUGCAACUUUCGGGUUUCCGUGGAUGGUGAUUGGCUGUGUCUCAAGGAGCUAGCAGAGGGAGGAUCCAGAGUGGAGCGGUCGGCAUCCACUUCACCCGGCUCCCCCCCGCCCUCAGGUGCCCACCCUCAGGUCCCAUCUGGAUCCCUGCACAACCCACCCCUGUCUGACCAAGCGAUGUUGACCCCAGCUGACGCUACCUUGGAUGGCUCUCAGUCAGCAGAGGCCCCCCCUGUUGCACCCAGCUUGUCCAACGAGGGUGGCGCUAUGGGAGGGGCCCUAAGCGUGCUUCCAGGCCUCCCGCCGGGGCUCUUCGCGCCCUAUGUGCCGCUCACCUGUGGUCCGUCCGCACGCUUUCUUCUUUUAGUUGCUAUGGUUGCAUUGCUGGACACCGUCUGAUAGCAUUC
Molecule: messenger RNA, 776 nt
Organism: Penaeus indicus
Lineage: Eukaryota; Metazoa; Arthropoda; Malacostraca; Decapoda; Penaeidae
Exons: 2
Coding region: 328-768 (146 amino acids)
Source: RefSeq, a predicted model, not a curated record